AUGAUUAAGAUAGAUUCUGAGCUAGGUCCAACGGAUGCAGUUGAUAUAGAUCUGUACUUUAAAAAGAAGUAUAGUGACUCAGGUUUUUAUUUAUUCUUAUCGGCAACUAAAAAAGAGCAUCAAUGCACCUUUUUAUUACAAUCCAGUGAUGAUAAAUUAGCUAAAUUGUAUAAUAUAUGCAUAAAACUACAUGCUGGUGCAUAUAAUAUAUUGUCUCUAUGUCAAGAACAAGUAAGGAUUAUGAAUAGAAUUUCAGAGACUGAAACUGAUUGGAUUACUGAACCUCUAUGGUUUGUCUGUCAUCAAAUGAUACAGUAUUGUAGUACUGAUACCGCACAGUUAGAGAAUUGUGGUAGAUUGAUACAUAGAAGUUUUAAUCUGUGUUUAAAUGAUAGAAAUCCAGUUUUAUCUUCAAACAGAAAAUCUGGUUCUUACAGUCUUGCCAACCUUGAAUUCAUUAUUUAUCAUAAGCUGAAGAAUAGAGACAUGAUGAAGAAUUUGGUCAAGGUAUUGCAAUCCCGUAAUAUGGAUAUUAUAAUGGACCAACCUUCCAACAAGGAGAAAAAUAGCAUCAAGGUUGGGCAUAUGGUAAGAUACUAUUAUUAUCUAGGUGAAUAUUAUGGUUGUUUUGAAUCUGAUUUUAACAAAGCUUCGACAUUUUUAUCCAUUGCAUUACUUCAUUGUAACUUUAAUUAUAAAACUCAUAUAGCGAAAAUAUUAGUCUUAUUGGUUCCAUUUGUUAUAGUUUCUAGAAAAAUGUACCCCAAUGAAAAAGUACUGACUCAGUUACUAUCAGCAACGGGUCAGUAUGGUGAAAAAUUGUUUAAAUUUAUUAUACAACUUGUCUACUGUUUAAAAUCUGGGGAUAUACAUGGUUAUGAUAAAUUUGUAAGUUCAAAUGAGGUUUUCCUUCUAAAAAAUGGGAUAUACGUAGCCAUGUGUCAUAUUCGAGAACUUGUGUUCUUAAAGUUCUUCAAAACGUGCACUAAAAUGAUUGGAAACAAUAAGACUAUAGUACCAUUGAGUUCAAUAGCAGAGGUAUAUGGAAAUUAUUCUCAAAGGAAAAAGAAGAUACGGAGACUAAUUAAUAUGAAAUCUAAAAAGGAUACAAAAAUACCAAUAGAUAUAACUUCAUUAGAAAACAAAGAAAUGAAUGAAAACAUGGAUGAAUUAGAAUGCCUAUUAGCAAAUCUAAUAAACAAAGGAUUUAUCAAAGGUUAUCUAUCGCAUUCGAACAGAUGUAUUGUGCUAAGUAAAAACGAUGCCUUCCCCCAUUUAUCCUCGUCGUUAUAG
Molecule: messenger RNA, 1293 nt
Organism: Tetrapisispora phaffii CBS 4417
Lineage: Eukaryota; Fungi; Ascomycota; Saccharomycetes; Saccharomycetales; Saccharomycetaceae
Exons: 1
Coding region: 1-1293 (430 amino acids)
Biological process (GO): poly(A)+ mRNA export from nucleus; transcription elongation by RNA polymerase II; post-transcriptional tethering of RNA polymerase II gene DNA at nuclear periphery
Cellular component (GO): transcription export complex 2
Molecular function (GO): RNA binding; double-stranded DNA binding
Source: RefSeq, a predicted model, not a curated record